CGCAACAUGUCUCACAAGUAUGAGCCGCUGGUCGACGACGAGCGCAGCUCAGACGAAGUCGCGGCGCGAGCGCGCUCCUGGCGCCGUCAAAUGGCGCUCAUCAACUUCGUCAUCUUCAUCGCCGAAGCGUCGCGGGGUAUCGUCAUGCCGACGCUCUUCCUCUACUGCCAGUCGCUCGGCGGCGGCCUCUACGAGAUGGGGCUCUUGACCUCCGUCUACAGCGUCGGCCGCCUCAUUUCAUCGACGGUCUUUGGCUAUCUCUGCGAUAAGUACUCGUUCCGCGCCGUGUACAUUGCGUCGGCACUCAUUGGCCUCGUCGGCAACCUCGUCUACGCUGUCCCCAGCACGCGCGCGCUCAUCAUCAGCCGCUUCUUCGUCGGCGUGAGCUCCGGUAACCUCAGCGUGUGUCGGUCCAACGUCGCGGCUAUGACAACCGUUGACGUUCGGCUCAAGUACCUCACAAUCCUCGCGAUCUCGGUGUACUUUGGAUAUGCACUCACGCCCGGCCUCGGCGGAGUGCUCACGACAGUGGAAUUCCAUAUUUUUGGCUUGCCCAUCAACCCUUUCACAGCUCCAGGAUUGCUUCUCGCAGGCCUCCACCUUGCGUCGAUUGUUCUUGUGGCCGCCACGUACGACGACACGAUUGAUGUGCGUGACGCGCCUCUCGCGAGCGUGGCACGGACACAGUCUUUGGCUACUUGGACAACGGAUCUCUCGGAGAAGCUCGUCUUUGCAGGUCUCGGGAUCUUUAUUUUUCUCAACUUUGUUGCGCGCGGUGUGCUCUCGAUCUACGAGACGAUCAACGUGCCGCUCUUUGUCCGCGUCACAGGCGACGCAAACAACACGGUCGUGGCCGCCGCGUCCGAAUUCCAGUUUAACCUCGGUCUCCUCGGGCUGCUCACGUAUCUAGCCAUCGAAAUCUGGCACCAUGUCGUCUCCGAUAGCAAGUUGCUUAUGAUUGGGUUUGGCGGCCUCGGUCUUGGCAACUUGAUUUUAGCGAUGCACGCGACACCGACGUACACGAAGCUUUGGGUCGGUGUCUUCUUUCUCUGGAGCAUUGGGAGUCCCAUUACGACCGCCGUCUGUGUCUCGGCCUUCUCCAAGAUCCUUGGCACGCGCCAGCAAGGCAAGUGGAUGGGCCUCCUCGGCUCAGCGGCCUCGGUCUCGCGCAUCAUCAUGCCGAUGCUGCCGGCGCUCUUUUCGAACUUUACACCGCUCUUUUGGAUCAGCCUCGCUCUGUGCCUCGUCGGCGCCGCGCUCUUGGUGCUCUAUGAAGUGGCCGUGACACGAGAAGUGAAUGCGGCGCUGCUGCUGUCGCCCCCGACAUCGCCCUCGAGGAGUCACAUGGAAUACGAGUAGCCUUUAGAAUAGUACGCGCGCGUAUAAAAUACUGGUAUGCUAGUGUGUAGUUCUUUG
This is a messenger RNA of Saprolegnia diclina VS20, 1416 nucleotides long. RefSeq lists its product as hypothetical. The record is from RefSeq and is a predicted model, not a curated record. The transcript has 3 exons. Gene Ontology annotation, molecular function: transmembrane transporter activity. Lineage: Eukaryota; Oomycota; Saprolegniomycetes; Saprolegniales; Saprolegniaceae. Gene Ontology annotation, biological process: transmembrane transport. Bases 7 to 1359 code for a protein of 450 amino acids.